Messenger RNA from Lecanosticta acicola, 1005 nucleotides. The record is from the annotation of a GenBank genome assembly. NCBI's taxonomy places the organism in Eukaryota, Fungi, Ascomycota, Dothideomycetes, Mycosphaerellales, Mycosphaerellaceae.
AUGACUGCUCCAGCCUUGACACCGAGAGCGAGUGAUCAAGAAUCGGCCGACGUAUAUGCGAGCCAUCCGUUUGCGACGCCUACCUCUACCGCCGCCGAAUUGCCAUCUCCUCCAGAGCCCGCCGCACAGCUGCUCUCUAAGUCGCAACCACACCAUGUCCGCGGGUCGAGCACCCGGCCGCCAAUGAUCAAUCGGCCAUUAUCGGAGGACCACGGCGCCUACUCGCACAAGUCGUCUGCCGUGUCAUCGACUGCGAGCAGUCCCAUCACCAGUCCCAUCUCUUCGAUUGACCUAGAAAAGCACGCCAUGUCGAGGGAGGCGAGUCCAAAGAAGCAGGGUCGGACUAGCAGAGAUCGGCAGAGUAGGCACAGCAGACACAGCAGACACAGCAGAUACAGCAGACACAGUCGGGAUCGAAGCAGUCGAGAUCCAGAGAAAGCUGUGCACAGUCCGCCGCAUUUGCAUCGCAACAGGAGGCUUGAAGCGGAGCAAAUCGCGUAUGAAUACGAUGACGUGGAUGAGACCCGGCAGAUGCAGGAAGCCAAGGCGGUCAAGAUCCUGCUCUAUUUCUCCGGUCCAUGUGUCGUCUUGUCCUUCUUAAAUUCGAUAUGGACUUUCAUUACGGUGAUCAUCAGCCUGCUGGCGCAACCAGUGCGGCUCUGUGCGCGGAGACCGUCGUUCGGACAACAAUUAGGUGGCUUGCUCGGACCGGCUUUGAACCUACAGCUGAAGAGUAUCUACACCCCACUACCACCUCACGCAGACGAAGACCUCACCUACCGGCCCGGGUUGCUUGUGGCUGUGCAACUCCUUUCGCCAUUCCUCAGCUUGGGCAUGAUGAUUGCUGCCUGGGUUGUUGCUGUAUUCUGGAUCUCUUCUGCGGUUGUUGGAGAUCCGGCUGGCAUGGACAAGAGGGACGAUGGAAAGGAAACCGUUCUCAGCUUGAGGAAUUGGUGGGAACGCUGGCUUGUGAGGAGCAUGCGGGAAGAACUGAUGAUCACCUGA